UAUCCAUCGAGGACCGAGACUGCGCGUACAGUAGCCACUAUCACCGAAGAACACAUUGAGCGAAGAUGCAAUAUCUGACUUGGUUCGUCUGUUUCGUCGUAUUUACUGUUGCAGUGACACCGGGGUUGGCUGGUAAGAAGGGUAAAAAGCCACCCGGCGUCCUACCACCCAGACGACCACCGAAAUAUGACACGUCAGAGAAAGGUGACGAUCAGAAGGAGGAGAAGGAGCCGACCCCAAAACUGAUAUCGUCAGCACAAGCAACAAAAUGUGGAUACAAGAUGUAUACUCUCACUUCUAAGAACGCUGCUAACUCAAAGACCGAUGCUCUUUUCUCGAUUCAAUUUUGGAGAUGGGUUGGACCGGCUCCUUUCAAUUGGGCCAGUUCAAGUUGGAUUCAAUUCGAUAAUGUCGGCGAUGACAAAGAACGUGGGCAAUGGGACUUGUAUGGGCCGUACAUUUCAACUGGCCUACCUGCGGAUUAUUUGUAUAUAAAGCAAACAUCAUCAGGUUCUGAUCCUUGGCAAGUGAAGAAUAUAUUCAUAUGGAAUAGCUGCGCUGACAAAUUGUAUAUGUAUUUCUGCGACAACUGUUGGGUUACGACCACACCGACGUGGAUCGCCAGGACAUACCCUCCAUUGUAAUCGGACAUUGUAAAACUCCUGGCGCCUGUAUAAACGCAUAAUUUUGCGCAAUAUGAGUCGAUUACUGCAUUCAAUCAGAUUUCAUCUGUAAGUUUUGGAAAUUGGAAAAAAAUUAUUGAAUCUUGUACUAAAAUUCCAAGCAACUUUUACCUUUAACAAAUCUUUGGCCUUUUGUAAAAUAUCGUUGUUCAUCUUCAACCACACCGCCGCCAUGCACCAAUAUAUUCUUGGAAUAUUUUAGACAAUAUAUGACAAUCUGUUAGAUCUAUUCAUACAAAGCAUUCAAAUAAAUUUGUUAUAACAGGUUGGGUUAAAAUACCUCCAUCACAUUUGUGAUGUUCUAAUAUCUCUUUAAAUAAGCCACAACAUAUUUUUGCUUAAAAUGCAAUUUACGAGACAAUUAUUCAAAAUUUGAAAAUUAAAAAAAAUACAGCAAGAUAAUACUGGCCAGGCAUGAACAUCUCGAUGAGCACCCUUGUAAAUGUAUACAGAAUAUCAAUAUACAAAUUAUCAGGAUUUGAUGUAUAAAUUAUGAAUGAAAUAAACAGAUGAAACCAA
Messenger RNA from Owenia fusiformis, 1202 nucleotides. NCBI's taxonomy places the organism in Eukaryota, Metazoa, Annelida, Polychaeta, Sabellida, Oweniidae. The record is from the annotation of a GenBank genome assembly.